AUGGCGGCGAUUCCUGCGCAUCAAAUUCUCCCGAAUCGAAGUCAGGAUGUACUCGCCAUCUACAGUCAGCUGGACAGCUCGGCUGCAGAGAUACGCGUGCUGAAGCUGUCACCAUCGGACAAUUUUGCUGCGCCUAUCAAUUGCAACCUCGUCCAUGUUCAGCUUAAAAGCGACGCAAUCGAAGAGUAUGAAGCCUUGUCGUAUGUAUGGGACGAGCCGCAUUUUGUCCACUCCAUUACGCUCAACAGCAAGCCUCACCGAAUCACCAAAAACCUCGAGCUGGCAUUGCGAUACCUCCGAUCGGCCAGGAGGGAACGCACACUAUGGGUUGAUGCUCUCUGUAUUAACCAGAGGGACCUCAGGGAACGAAGCAAGCAGACGCAGCUCAUGAAGCAGAUCUACUCACGCUCCCAAGUCGUUCUCGCAUGGCUGCCGACCUUCAACUCCAUCGUCACCAAUGACGACCUUGCUUGGUCCUCAGACGAUCAUUUGAUCGUCCAAGAAGCCAAGUCCGACAUCAGGAUCAUGGGCGAGGCUAUGGAAUUGACCAGACGGAUCUGCCUACGCGACUAUGGAACCCUUCUUCACAUGCACGCCACCUUCCUCCGUGCUGGCGAUGAGUUCGAUAUUCCUGCGCUCCGUCGUGGCAAGGAUCCCCAGGCUGUGCAUGCACAAUCUCAGUAUUUACCCAUUGAUGCCCCAUUUCUCCUAGACAGAGAGCAAUCGGAGCUCAUGCGCCGUCUAUUCGUCAAGCCUCCUUUUUGGAAACGGCUUUGGAUCAUGCAAGAAAUGUCACUUGGCCGUCGGCUCGUUCUGGUUGCCGGACACCAUGAGCUGAGCUGGCACUUCAUCAGCCUUUUCCUCAGGGAUGCUCACUACUCCAACGCCUUCCACGCUUCCCCCGACUACAAUUAUUUACCCAAACUGCUCAACUAUGUUUUUGCCAUACCGCUAAAGAUUGAGUACCAACGCUUCAUCCAACAGAAGUCGGCAAGGCGGAAGUGCCUCCCACCAACUCUCCUAGACGUGCUUAUGCGUUUCGCGGAAAGCAAGGCAACGGACCCCAGAGACUACGUCUAUGGUGUUCUCGGCCUUGUGAAUGACAGGCUCGGCAUUCAGGUGAACUACUACAACUCGCAGUCCACCGUAUUCACAGAGACCGCGCUUGCCAUCAUCAACAGCACAAAAACUCUUGACCUCAUUUGCCAGACAGCCUGGAGAUCACGCCAUGAUCCGGACAGAGCUCUGCCUUAUUCGGUAGCGUCAACUCGCCUUCCAGGCUUGCCCUAUUGGGUACCUGAUUUCGCCAACAGCCUGGGUUUCCAUCAACAUGAGACGCUGCUCUUCGGCCAGAAAGGGAUAUAUGCGGCUGCAGAAACCAGCGGCAAACCUUUUCAAGUUUUUCAUAACAAGUACCUGGGGGUGAUGGCUACCGUCAUCGGCUCAAUCUCUCGAGAUGUCAUGAAGGAUGAAAACGACAUCAUGCGCAAAGGCUUAUACUGCCAGGGAAGCUAUCCUUUUGGCGCCGCCAUACAAUUCUGGAACACCGAGUUGCGCCAAUGGCUCACGAACGCUGGCCUCGAUCUGGCGAGGCUCGAAUGCAACGAGCUGUAUGCGCUGACGGGCGAGACCUUGGUUCGAGCCCUUUGGCGAACAUUGACGACGGAUUGUAUCGCGUAUCCUGUUAGGCGAACCAAGAACGAGAAGAGGCCGACAAUGGAUCGCAUCUUUAGAGGGAUUUUGAAGGGCCACUCCCAAGUGCCUGUAGCUGACGACGAUUCUGCCAACCAGAAAAUGGGCUUUUGGUCAGAGAUAAUGCCCCAACACCACGAAAUGAUCCGACGCAUCAGCCAGAAUUGGACUUUUGCCGUCACCAGAAACGGAUUGUUCACCAUGAUGCAGCAGGCUCAGCCGGGAGACGUCAUUGCAUGUGUGAGGGGAGCGAGAGUCCCCCUUAUACUACGUCCAAGAGACCUACUUCUCGGCAGAGAAGUAUACACCUUUGUCGGGACCGCCUAUGUCCAUGGGUUCAUGGAUGGCGAAGCUCGUAAGUUGGUGAAGGAAGGUCGGCUGUUUGAGAAGGGAGUGCUCCUCAACUAG
This is a messenger RNA of Clonostachys rhizophaga, 2100 nucleotides long. The record is from the annotation of a GenBank genome assembly. Lineage: Eukaryota; Fungi; Ascomycota; Sordariomycetes; Hypocreales; Bionectriaceae.